CUUUGUAGUCGCGACGUCACAGUCUCAUCUCGCGAGACAGUGACGAAACCGUGAGCUACCCUGAAAGAAUCUUGAGUUGGACAUAGAAAUGACAUUGCGGGACAUUUAAACAGCGAUUUGAGAUUGAGGGCUGUGUCAUGAAAGUCGGCACUCUCCCGCAGAAAGUGGGACUGUUGGGCGCUAUGCGAGCAGUCCGUUGGGUAGGUGUUGUCGGUCUGGAAAUACACGCACAGAUAAAUUCGGAGUCAAAACUGUUUUCAAGCUCACGAGUUCAGUUUGCUGCUCCACCUAACUCCACUGUAUCAUUCUUUGAUGCUUCAUUACCUGGAACACUUCCAGUAAUUAACAGAAGAUGUAUUGAAGCUGCUGUAAUGACAGGCUUGGCAUUAAACUGUUCAAUAAACAAAAGGUCUUUAUUUGAUCGAAAGCACUACUUCUACGCAGAUCUUCCAGCUGGUUAUCAAAUUACCCAACAAAGGCUUCCAAUUGCGGUAAAUGGAACUCUGACAUAUCGCCAUCAAGUAGGAACAAAAUGGAAUCAGAUGUUAACUAAAUGUGUGAGGAUCAAACAAGUCCAGCUAGAACAGGACAGUGGAAAGAGUCUUCAUGAUGAGAUAAGGCGACAAACCCUUAUUGACUUAAACCGAGCUGGAGUUGGACUAAUGGAGAUUGUCAUGGAACCCGAUAUGAGCUGUGGAGAAGAGGCAGCUGCUGCAGUUAGAGAACUUCAGCUUAUCUUGCAGGCACUAGGAACAUGCAAUGGAAACAUGUCAGAGGGUCAGAUGAGAGUUGAUGCAAACAUUUCUGUACAUCGGCCUGGGGAGCCAUAUGGAGUGAGGACAGAGGUUAAAAAUAUUAACAGCGCACGGUUUUUAGCAAAAGCCAUUGAUUAUGAAAUUCAGAGGCAGACUGAUGUUCUUAAAAAUGGGGGAACAAACUUGAAUGAAACAAGAGCAUUUGAUUACAAACUUGGGGUCACUACACCUAUGCGGGAUAAAGAAGGAAAGCAAGAUUACCGGUUUAUGCCGGAGCCAAAUCUUCCUCCUCUUGUUCUUUAUGAUUCAAACUCUUUGCCAGCUAAUACAGACCCAGACCAAAUUAUUAAUAUUGAUUUGAUGAGAAGAAGUCUGCCAGAGCUUCCUAGUGUUAUCAGAGAAAUGCUUGUUGAACAAUAUGGGAUAUUACCAGAACACAGUUUUAUUUUAGUGAACGAGGAUGGAUUACAGGAAUAUUUUCAAACUGUAGUGAGAAUGACCAAAGUUGACCCUAAGAAGAUAAUUGGAUGGCUGAUUAAUGAUUUACUUGGGCACCUUAGACAGCAGAACCUUACCAUCAAACAAAGUCCUGUCAGUCCAGUUUCAUUAGCUGAACUUCUGACGCUUUUAGAAGACGGGUCUAUCUCCUCUUCAGCCGCCAAACAGGUGUUCCAAGAACUUUGCAGAGGAGGAGAAAAAACUCCAGCAGAGAUUGUUGAGGAAAAGGAUCUAGGACUUCUGAAGGACAGAAUGCAGUUAGAGGAGAUUUGCCAAGGAAUUGUUAACAGGCACCAAAAGGAGGUUAAUGAAAUUAGACAAGGGAACCAUAAAAUUAUGAACAAACUAAUUGGCUUAGUGCAAAAGGCGACCAAAGGACGCGCAGAUCCAGUUCUAGUGAAGUCUAUACUUGAAGAGAAAGUGUUUGUGUAGUUCUUCUAUGAAGACUGAAUGAUCCCAGAUGAAGACGUCUGACGUUUUACUUUUCUGGUUACUACAUAGGCCGACGUACAUAGAGUAUGUGAGUGGUUGAUAUUAUCCCUAUUGUGUUUCAUCUCCAGUGUGUGAAUGAUUGUGAUUGUGCAUCAGAAGUCUGGUCACUACUUCUCUAUAGGAGUGAAUAGCUCCCCAACUGCCCAUGGUCUUUUACAGAAAACUGUCAUCCCCCAGAUAUUGAGCCUAAAGUGAAGCUUUGCUAAGACAUUGAAAAGUGCUCCAAUAAUCAAUCCUAUGCAAUUUUCCCAGCGCUUCCCUUAACUUUUAUUAAGUGGGCUCACCUUCUUAAUUAGGUACCACCGUAAAGUCCAAAAGAUUCAUCAAUACACGUUGUAUGAAGGAGGCCACAAAGCAUCCGCAGUGCUGUGCUGCAAAACUUUUAUUCCAAAAUACACAACAUGUUUGGAGUCAGCAAGGAACCUUUCUCAAGUGUCACACAGGACUGCGGGUGCUUUGUGGCCUCCUUCAUACAACAGCUCCAAUUAUCAUCUGUGAGCAUUUUAAAUGUAUUUGUUUUGAAGGGGGAAAUAUACAGCAAGGGUCAAAAAGAAAACAAUAAAUUGUUCUUGUGUU
Xenopus laevis (African clawed frog) is the source of this 2321-nucleotide messenger RNA. RefSeq names its product glutamyl-tRNA(Gln) amidotransferase, subunit B L homeolog (gene gatb.L). The coding region runs from base 138 to 1685 and encodes 515 amino acids. Lineage: Eukaryota; Metazoa; Chordata; Amphibia; Anura; Pipidae. The record is from RefSeq and is a predicted model, not a curated record. The transcript is spliced from 13 exons. Gene Ontology annotation, molecular function: catalytic activity; glutaminyl-tRNA synthase (glutamine-hydrolyzing) activity; ligase activity. Gene Ontology annotation, biological process: mitochondrial translation; glutaminyl-tRNAGln biosynthesis via transamidation. Gene Ontology annotation, cellular component: glutamyl-tRNA(Gln) amidotransferase complex; mitochondrion.